AUGUCGGAAUCUCCCAUUCAGCUGCCCGAGACUGUCAGCGAGCUUAAGGAGAUCGUCGCGCGCGUCCAAGCCCUCCUCGUCUCCAGUGGUGACGACCUGGUCGCUGUCCCUACUAACCAGCGCAAUAUCGAAAACACCCUCCUCAAGCUCCAAGAAGCCCAGAGUCAAGCCGCGGCCAUGCAGACCCAAUGCACCUUCCCCUCCAUGGUGCAUUUGAACAAGGAUGUUCGUGAUGCGGCCACAGAAGCGAAAAAGACCAUGCAAAAGGCCUGGUCGGCGUACGAUGUGUAUGAGAUUUUGCGUCAGUUGGAUCACAGCUCGGAUGCAGGGCACUGUUACGACCCCAUCACCCACCGCCUGUUGAAGCACACCCUCCGACUCUUUGAACGCCACGGCGCCGCACUCUCGGAGGCCGACCAACAAAAGUUGAUGAACUACCGCACCGAGAUCAGCGGGCUCGAGCUAGAUUUCCAAAAGGCCCUGAACGAAGACACGACCGACAUCUUGUUAUCUGCAGAUGAACUCGAGGGAUGCACAGAGUCUUGGAUUUCGGGUCUGGCAAAGACCGAGAAGGAUGGUCGACACCUUUACAAGGUCACGAUGAAGACGCCCGAUAUUCUCAACGUCAGCAGGAACGCGUCCCUGCCGGAAACUCGUCGUCGUGUUGCUACGACUUAUCGCCAAGUCUGCACCUCGACCAAUGGACCUAUCUUGGAGCGGUUGAUCCGACUUCGACACGACGCUGCAGUUCUGUUAGGCUACAAGAGUCACGCCGCCUAUCAAUUGGAUAUCAACAUGGCCAAGACCGUCGAGACUGUGGAGGACUUUUUGGACAAGAUUGUGAAGUCGAUCUCGCCCAAACUGGAGAGCGACAAGCAGACGCUUUUGGAUCUGAAGAAAGCCGAGUACCAGAAGCGUGGAUGGAGCGAGCAGUACGAUGGCGUGCUAUAUGCCUGGGAUGUCAAAUACUACCAGGAAAUCUUGUUCAAGGAAAAGUACGCUGUCGACAACUCGCUUAUCCAGGAGUACUUUGAGCUCAACUACGUCCGCGACCAGAUCAUGGGCAUCUAUUCGAAGAUCUUCCAGUUGAGGUUCGAGCAGAUCCCUGGCAAGUACUGGGCAGACGAUGUCACCCUGUUUGCUGUCUACGACCAAAAAGCUCAAAACCAGGCUGGAGAAGAGGGCAAGAAGAUCCCCUCCGCUUUUAAGAUUGGAUACUUUUACCUCGAUCUCUUCCCUCGUCCAGGAAAAUACGCUCAUCAAUGUGUGGUGCCUUUGCGUCCCAGCUACGUUGUCUCAGGAACCAUGGAGCAGGUCCUUCCCGUUGCUGUGAAUGUCGGAAACUUGUCUCGGCCCACUGCUGGCCGCCCUGCCCUUCUCAAGCACAGUGAGGCAAACACGUUUUUCCAUGAGUUUGGACAUGUCUGCCACGCAAUGUCGAGCAAAGCCCGCUACUCGCUCUUCAACUUCUCAUGGUCCGUCGUCCCUUAUCCCACCUCUCUGGCUAUGGAUUUUUUGGAAGUCCCCAGCAUCAUGCUCGAGAACUGGUUGUGGGAGCCCACUGUUCUUAAGCGCCUCGGCAAACACUACAAGACAGGAAACGACCUCCCAGAUGACUUGAUCGCCUCCCUCGUCAAAACCCGCAAAGUCUCCAAAGGUCUCCUCUUCUCCCAACAGAUCGCUGUAACAGCCAUCGACCUCAAAGUUCACACCCUCGACCCUUACACCCGCCCCCAAACAAUCCCAGAGCUCUGGCAAGAAAUGUCCGAAUCCCUCGUCGGUGUCAAACUCGAAUCUGGUCCCGAUGUCAACCCGGCCUGUCAGCUGUACCAUAUCGCGAUGGGGUACGAUGCAGGGUAUUAUGUCUACUCGUGGUCAGAGAUGCAUGCUCAUGAUUUGUAUACGCGAUUCGCGGGCAAGUCUGGUACGGAUUCGCAUGAGAGGACGAGGGCGUUGGAUGGAGAGUUGGGACGGGAGUAUUGGGAGAAAGUGUUGGUGCCCAAUGCGGCGGUCGAGCCGAUUGAACUACUGAGGGAUUUCUUGGGCCGUGAACCCAAUACUGAAGCCUUCCAACGCUUCUUGACCGAGCCAUAA
Linnemannia hyalina is the source of this 2094-nucleotide messenger RNA. The record is from the annotation of a GenBank genome assembly. NCBI's taxonomy places the organism in Eukaryota, Fungi, Mortierellomycota, Mortierellomycetes, Mortierellales, Mortierellaceae.